Cyprinodon tularosa is the source of this 2399-nucleotide messenger RNA. RefSeq names its product acyl-CoA oxidase 1, palmitoyl (gene acox1). Gene Ontology annotation, biological process: lipid homeostasis; fatty acid beta-oxidation using acyl-CoA oxidase; very long-chain fatty acid metabolic process. Gene Ontology annotation, molecular function: fatty acid binding; FAD binding. The transcript has 14 exons. Gene Ontology annotation, cellular component: peroxisome. The record is from RefSeq and is a predicted model, not a curated record. Bases 125 to 2110 code for a protein of 661 amino acids. NCBI's taxonomy places the organism in Eukaryota, Metazoa, Chordata, Actinopteri, Cyprinodontiformes, Cyprinodontidae.
GCGGCUGCGCAGUGAGGACAUUACCGGGGUCUCCAGCAGGUGACAGAGGUGUCUCUAGUUAUACAACAGUUUUUCGCUUGUUUUCCGUCCAUAAAGUCGCGUGUUUCGCUCUGCUUAUAGAGCCAUGAAUCCCGAUAUUAUACGAGAACGCCAAAAUGCGGCGUUUGACGCCGAAAAAUUGACGUAUAUUUUGGACGGAGGCCCGGAGAAGACCAAAAGAAGACGAGAAAUUGAGUCGCUGGUUUUCAGUGAUCCAGACUUCAACGAGGAGGACCCAAACUUCUUGUCCCGCAGUGAACGCUAUGACCAGGCCGUUCGAAAGAGCGCUCAGAUGAUCCUAAAGCUCCGCGAGUAUGGCAUCGCAGACCCGGAGGAGAUCUACUACUACAAGAGAAUGGCUAUAGGGAACCAACACGAAGCUUUUGGGCUGCACUUUACCAUGUUCAUCCCAAGCCUGCGCAGUCUGUGCGACCCUCAGCAGGCCAAGAAAUGGCUGUCUCUGGCAGAGUCCUACCAGGCCGUGGGCACAUAUGCCCAGACUGAGCUGGGUCACGGGACACAUCUCAGGGGGCUGGAGACCACAGCGACGUACGAUCCAGCCACACAGGAGUUUGUCCUGAACAGUCCGACCGUCAGCUCCAUCAAAUGGUGGCCCGGAGGACUGGGGAAGACCUCCAACCAUGCCAUUGUCUUAGCCCAGCUCUACAGUCUGGGAAACUGCCACGGCCUGCAUGCUUUCAUCGUUCCCAUCCGCGACAUGACCACCCAUGAGCCUCUGCCAGGUAUUGUUGUUGGUGAUAUUGGCCCCAAGUUUGGCUUUAAUGAAGUUGAUAAUGGAUUCCUGAAAUUGGAGAACGUGAGAAUUCCUCGAGAGAAUAUGUUGAUGAAGUAUUCCAAGGUGGGGCCAGAUGGGACCUAUGUGAAGCCACCCAGUUCCAAGCUGACCUAUGGCACCAUGGUGUUUGUCCGCUCAAUGAUUGUAGGGGAGUCAGCUCGGGCCCUCUCCAAGUCCUGCACCAUCGCCAUACGCUACAGCGUCGUCCGCCACCAGUCUGAGAUCCGGCCGGGGGAGCCAGAGCCUCAGAUCCUGGACUAUCAGACGCAGCAGUACAAGCUCUUCCCUCUGCUGGCUAUGGCCUAUGCUUUCACAUUUGUGGGCCAGUAUAUGACUGAGAUAUACCACUGUAUCUCUGAAGACAUCAACCGGGGCGACUUCAGCCAGCUGCCAGAGCUCCACGCCCUCUCUGCUGGUCUUAAGGCCUUCACCACUUGGGAAGCCAACUCUGCUAUCGAAGUAUGCCGCAUGUCAUGUGGUGGCCACGGUUACUCCCGUAGCAGCGCCUUGCCAGACAUUUACGUGGAGUUUACACCCACCUGCACCUAUGAGGGCGAGAACACGGUCAUGAUGCUGCAGACUGCAAGGUACCUGGUGAAGAGCUACCGGCAGGCCAGAGCAGGCCAGCAGCUGAGUGGCAUCGUGUCCUACCUGAAUGAGUCACGGGACAGGAGGGUGCAGCCUCAGGCCGUCGCCGCCAGACCCCCCGUGGUGGACAUCAAUGACCUGAGCAGCCUGGUGGAGAUCUACAAGCACCGAGCUGCCAUUCUGGUUGAGAUGGCAGCCAGAAGCAUCCAGCAGGAGCUGCAGCACAGGAAGUCCCAGGAGGACGCCUGGAACAACAGCGCCAUCGACCUGGUCAGAGCCUCUGAUGCCCACUGUCACUAUGUUGUGGUGAAAGUCUUCCAUGACAAGCUGAAAGGAGUCGGCGACACAGCGAUACACUCUGUGCUGUCCACCCUGGCUCUGCUCUACGCCAUGCAUGGAAUCACAAGGAACUCUGGAGACUUCCUGCAGGCUGCACUGCUGAGUGUCCCCCAGGUCCUGCAGAUUUCAGUUCGUGUGAAAGAGCUUCUCUCUCAGCUGCGACCCAACGCAGUGGCGCUGGUCGACGCCUUCGACAUCCACGACAAGAAGCUGAAUUCAGUCCUGGGCCGUUAUGACGGAAACGUCUAUGAGAAUAUGUUCGAGUGGGCUCGCCGUUCACCUCUUAAUGCCACAGAGGUCCAUGAAUCCUUCCAGAAGUACCUGAAGCCCCUGCGAUCCAAGCUGUAAGCUAAUGAAAGGAGCUCCACUAAUGACUGGGACCCUUCAACUCUGCCCGAAUCUCCCCUCUAAUAACCUGCAGUAUCAGCCCCAUGAUGGAUUCCUCUGCUUAUCAGCGCAUUUUUCACCAUGAUUGCAGCACUCCGUCCACUUCUGGUUUAACAAACACAUCUGCUACAGCUUUGGUAGACGGCUGAUAAGUCUGAAGUGUUAUGGAAGUUCAGCAGAGCGAUAAAUAAGAUUGACGGAGGAAUAAAUGAAUCUCUUUUUAACGGAAUGAAUAAAGAUUGAAGCCAAG